CCUUAUGUAUUUUUAGCCGGCAAGCGGGAGCGGGGUUCGAUCGGAACAGUGUUCGCGCUUCGGCGCCCGCGGGCAUUCCGUAGGCUCGCUGCGCGGCAGGACCAUGAUCUCGGCAAAAUGACCACGCGCGGGAUCAGGCGGAAGAAGUCGUCGCUGUCAGAAGUGAAAGUCGCGGUGAUCGGCGCCCCGUCCGUCGGGAAAAGUGCACUGACGGUACGAUUUUUGACUAAACGAUACAUCGGAGAAUACGACCACCAGCAAGAAAGUAAAUACAAACACGAGGCGCUUUUGGACGGUGAACCAAUUUUAUUUGAAAUCCUUGACACUUGUCCUAAGAAUGUUGACGAGCUACCGGGAAACGAAAUCGCACAGUGGGCGGACGGGCUUUUCCUUGUGUAUUCUAUAACGGAUCGGGAGUCCUUCAAUUAUGUUCGUCGCGCGAAACAAAGCUUGCAGCCCGAUGUGCCCCUGACUCUUGUCGGGAAUAAAGCCGAUAUGGUACAUUUACGGCAGGUGAGCCCAGAAGAGGGAGAAAUUCUCGCAAAGGACUUUGAAUGCAGUUUCGCUGAGGUUGCGGCGGCCGAGCAAGUCAAUCAAGUGGGCGAAGUAUUCCACGAGCUUUGCCGGGAAGUUCUCACUCAUAGAAGGAGAGCAAAACAUAGCCUUUUGGACAGAAUGUUAGGUUCGAAAACUGCUUAUCGCGUAUAUUCGCGCGGGAAAAGUGACAGCGCUCUACCAAAAGAUUAACUUGGUCGCGGGCAUUUAACGUGAUUUCACUUCAACGUGUUAUAUCAUUUGGGUGUCGGAGACUGAUAUAUUAUGAUUAUUGUUGUAAUGACAAUAUGUUCACUCUUCCAAUCAGAAACGUUUUCCUGUAAGUUUGUUAAAAGGUGA
Colias croceus (clouded yellow) is the source of this 894-nucleotide messenger RNA. RefSeq names its product ras-related and estrogen-regulated growth inhibitor. The record is from RefSeq and is a predicted model, not a curated record. The transcript has 5 exons. Bases 118 to 747 code for a protein of 209 amino acids. Gene Ontology annotation, molecular function: GTPase activity; GTP binding. Lineage: Eukaryota; Metazoa; Arthropoda; Insecta; Lepidoptera; Pieridae.